Molecule: messenger RNA, 2205 nt
Organism: Grammomys surdaster
Lineage: Eukaryota; Metazoa; Chordata; Mammalia; Rodentia; Muridae
Gene: Slc24a2
Product: solute carrier family 24 member 2
Exons: 10
Coding region: 70-2205 (711 amino acids)
Biological process (GO): calcium ion transmembrane transport; long-term synaptic depression; intracellular calcium ion homeostasis
Cellular component (GO): membrane
Molecular function (GO): calcium channel activity; calcium, potassium:sodium antiporter activity
Source: RefSeq, a predicted model, not a curated record
AGCAGUAUGACAGAACCAUCUGUCUGAGUCUGAAGUGUGAAGACCACCAUAUCCACCAGAAAACCCAGGAUGGAUCUCCACCAAAGCACCACAGUCAGGCUCCUGCAGAAAUGGUGUUCCCACGAGUCACCAUUUGGCUGCAGGAGACAUUAUAAUACCAGGAGAAAACUAAAGCUAAUUCGAGUCAUCGGCCUCGUCAUGGGCCUGGUAGCUGUGAGCACUGUCCCAUUUUCAAUCAGUGCCUUUACUAAGACAGACUCUCAGAGCAACAGAGGAGAAGCCAGUGGUGUGAGUGGUCCUAGGGUAGCAGAGGGCCACCGUCAAAGAACUCUCUUAGACUUAAAUGACAAGAUUCGAGAUUACACCCCACAGCCACCUGCUUCUCAGGAAGACCAAGCUGAGAACAAUACUGAUCACACCCAGGGAGACUACCCAAAGGACAUCUUUUCCCUGGAGGAGCGAAGGAAAGGUGCCAUCAUUCUCCACGUCAUCGGAAUGAUCUAUAUGUUCAUAGCGUUAGCCAUCGUCUGUGAUGAGUUUUUUGUUCCUUCUCUAACUGUCAUCACUGAAAAACUGGGAAUCUCUGAUGAUGUGGCAGGAGCCACCUUCAUGGCUGCAGGGGGGUCAGCCCCAGAACUUUUCACGUCUCUUAUAGGGGUCUUCAUUGCACACAGCAAUGUUGGCAUUGGCACCAUCGUAGGUUCUGCCGUGUUCAAUAUCCUCUUUGUUAUUGGCAUGUGUGCUCUGUUCUCUAGAGAAAUCUUAAACCUGACCUGGUGGCCGCUCUUUCGGGAUGUGUCCUUCUACAUCGUUGAUUUGAUCAUGUUGAUCAUAUUUUUCCUGGAUAACGUUAUCAUGUGGUGGGAAAGCUUACUCCUCUUAACAGCUUAUUUUGCCUAUGUGGUUUUCAUGAAGUUCAACGUCCAAGUAGAGAGAUGGGUGAAGCAAAUGAUAAAUCGCAAUAAAGUUGUCAAGGUGACAGUACCAGAAGCCCAAGCAAAGCUUUCAGAAUUUCCUCCAGCCUCACAGGCAGAUGAGAGGACAGCUUGCCCUACAAUUACAAAUGACCCUGACUGCCAGAGUCUGUGUUUCGAGGUCUACCCUGAGACAGCCAGGCAUGGGUCCUGCAUAAGGAAUGUGACUGGAGAGCGGCUGACAGAAAAGACCCAGAGCAGCUGUAUGGAAGAGUCUUCUACAUCUGGGGACAAGGAAGAGCCGACUUUACCGGCUAAGCCACGCCUCCAGCGAGGUGGAAGCUCUGCCUCCCUCCACAACAGUCUCAUGAGGAAUAGCAUCUUCCAGCUCAUGAUACACACCCUUGACCCACUCGCUGAAGGGAGGUUCCGAGAAAAAGCUUCAAUUCUCCACAAGAUUGCCAAGAAGAAAUGCCAAGUGGAUGAGAAUGAGAGGCAGAAUGGGGCUGCCAAUCAUGUGGAAAAAAUUGAACUCCCCAACAGCACGAGCACAGAGGUCGAAAUGACACCAUCAAGCGAAGCUUCAGAACCUGUGCAGAAUGGAAACGUCUCCCACAACAUUGAAGCUGCAGAUGCCCCGCAGGCCACAGAGACUGCCGAGGAAGAAGAUGACCAGCCCCUCAGCCUGUCCUGGCCAUCCAACACCCGCAAGCAGGUCACCUUCCUAAUCGUUCUUCCUAUUGUGUUUCCCCUCUGGAUCACCUUACCUGACGUCCGAAAACCUGCUUCCAGGAAGUUCUUCCCUAUCACAUUCUUCGGCUCUAUCACUUGGAUCGCAGUUUUCUCGUACCUGAUGGUGUGGUGGGCACACCAGGUUGGAGAGACAAUCGGCAUUAGUGAAGAGAUCAUGGGUCUGACCAUCUUGGCUGCUGGGACCUCUAUCCCUGAUCUUAUCACCAGUGUCAUAGUGGCCCGAAAGGGCCUGGGGGACAUGGCUGUGUCCAGCUCUGUUGGAAGCAACAUCUUUGACAUCACCGUGGGGCUCCCACUGCCCUGGCUGCUCUACACUAUCAUCCACAGAUUCAAGCCAGUGACUGUCAGCAGCAAUGGCCUCUUCUGUGCCAUCGUCCUUCUCUUCAUCAUGUUGCUUUUUGUCAUUCUCUCCAUCGCCCUCUGCAAAUGGCGGAUGAACAAAAUCCUCGGCUUCAUCAUGUUUGGCCUCUACUUCGUGUUCCUGGUGGUCAGCGUCCUCCUGGAAGACAAAGUUCUCGAGUGCCCUGUCUCCAUCUAG